CCACAGCCUACCUCAGGCAGCUUAAGAAGCCAUUGCUCUCACUCAGAGAGAUGCUCUUCACCUCCUUGAGCAGGCCAACAUUGCGAAUUUUGUCAGAACGCUUCUACACAUCACCAGUUUUCUUGCGAGAUAUCGACGCAUUUCGCACGUCACCGCCGCAGAAUCGAUCUGUGAAGCAACUCAAGACCCACCAGUGCACUUCUCACCUUGGCAGAAUGGCGGGGGAUUCACAUGCAGAGACGUCGGAGCGCGGGCACGAAGCGCUCGAGGACCGGGUUCUCAACAAGGCAGAGCGGGAGAAGAGAGGAGGCGGCCGCGGUAGAGGAGCAGGCGGCCAGAGCCGUGAGGUACUGGUGUCCAAGGCGCUGUCUAAGCUGCUGCGGCAUCAGGCGGAUAGUGCGAAGAUCAAACUCGACGAGGAGGGAUAUGCCCCGUUGGGCCAAGUGCUCGCUUGGGGUCCGUUGAAGUCUCUCAACGUCACCUUAGCCGACGUCCAGUCCAUCGUCAGCUCCAACGACAAGCAGCGCUUCUCUCUUAAGCCCAACCCCAGCACCAACGCCGACCUCUCAACGGCCAGCACCGACGCUGCAGACUAUCUCAUCCGUGCUAACCAGGGCCACUCCAUCAAGCUGGAGUCGGCCGCCCUGCUAGCACCCAUCACCGCCGAGGAACGCAACAUUCCCUCGCGCGUCCUGCACGGAACGUACUUUUACUUCUGGCCCAAGAUCGUCGAGUCCGGCGGGCUGAAGGUCAUGGGGCGCAACCAUGUGCACUGCUCGACGGGGACGCCCGAGGACGGCGUCGUUAGUGGGAUGCGCAGGGACGCGGAGCUCAUCAUCGAGAUCGACGUCGAGGCGAGUCUGCAGGACGGCGUCAAGUGGUGGAAGAGCGACAACGAUGUGCUACUGACCGAGGGCGACGCCCAGGGCGUGCUGAGCUCGCGAUACUUCAAGAUGGUGAUGGGACGACAGUUGGACGUGGGCGUGCUGUGGCAGGACGGCGAGUGGGUGGCCGACUUACCGGCGGGCAUCAAGAUCAAUGUGCCCAUGGGCAAGGGACGGGGCGGCGGAAGAGGAGGCAGAGGAGGACGGGGAGGACGGGGAGGCCGACGUGGCUCAUAAUAAAGGAUAUAUCCCCGAUGACAAAAAAAG
Messenger RNA from Ilyonectria robusta, 1151 nucleotides. Its product is annotated as KptA family-domain-containing protein. The record is from RefSeq and is a predicted model, not a curated record. Lineage: Eukaryota; Fungi; Ascomycota; Sordariomycetes; Hypocreales; Nectriaceae. The transcript is spliced from 2 exons. Gene Ontology annotation, biological process: tRNA splicing, via endonucleolytic cleavage and ligation. Bases 51 to 1121 code for a protein of 356 amino acids. Gene Ontology annotation, molecular function: tRNA 2'-phosphotransferase activity.